AUGAACAACAUCAAUGCCUCCAUCUAUGAACACAAGAAGUUCACACUAUUAAAACGUAAACGCGAUCAGGACGAAUCAGAUGAUGUGAUUUUUGUGUCAGAGCUGCCCGCCAAACGUCGCUUCUUUCGCCCUUGGGUGGAUGAACCACAAGCAACUUCACCAGAACAGCCAGCACAAAAGACAGCUCCCACUACAGCGGCGACCACCUAUCAUGCCAAUAUGGUGCGCUCCCAAAGGCCAUGUCUGCGCAGCCCGAAGGCGCAACAACGUCGUGAUCGCAACACAUUGGCUUGCCUUCUGAGCCGGCGAGCCAGAAUGGUCAAGGAAGUCGCCAUGGAUCAGCAGUAUAAGCAAUUUAAGCAGCAGCAUGAAAUGAACAUGGAGCAACAGAUCCGACUGAGUCUUUACUAUGUGCGGGCUCUGCAACAGGCAAUGGCCUCAUCACAAGCUUCUCUCAGUUUUAAUUACCGGGACCAGCUGCAGCACUGGGGACAACCUGAACGCCAGCAGACGCAUAUAAUGAAGCGAUCGCAUUGA
Drosophila nasuta is the source of this 537-nucleotide messenger RNA. Its product is annotated as protein Mabiki. NCBI's taxonomy places the organism in Eukaryota, Metazoa, Arthropoda, Insecta, Diptera, Drosophilidae. The transcript has a single exon. The coding region runs from base 1 to 537 and encodes 178 amino acids. The record is from RefSeq and is a predicted model, not a curated record.